Amphimedon queenslandica is the source of this 519-nucleotide messenger RNA. Its product is annotated as cytoplasmic FMR1-interacting protein 1 homolog. Bases 55 to 312 code for a protein of 85 amino acids. The transcript has 2 exons. NCBI's taxonomy places the organism in Eukaryota, Metazoa, Porifera, Demospongiae, Haplosclerida, Niphatidae. Gene Ontology annotation, molecular function: small GTPase binding. Gene Ontology annotation, biological process: regulation of actin filament polymerization. The record is from RefSeq and is a predicted model, not a curated record.
UAUGCUCACAGGCAGUGUUAUGGUGAAGGGUUACAGUGGGCUGGGUGUGUCAUCAUGACUCUGUUAGCUCAAGAGAAGAGAUUCGCUUCUUUGGACUUCUCUUAUCACUUGCUUCGUGUUCAUGAGUUUGAUGGACAAGAUGGAAAUGUACAAGGAAUUGAUCUUAAGCAGAUGAUAAAGCGUAUCAAAGUCUAUCGUGAUCUUAAUAAUCAAAUUUUUGUUAUAUUAAACAAACAUUUAUCUAGCAGUGAUAUACUUCAGAGACAAGUUAGGGAGUAUCAGCCUCCAAUAUUCCAGGCCACUCAGGCAUGAGAGUAUGGGAGUAUGGGAAUGAAUCUUUAUGAGUAAACUCCUAGUUAUUAUACUCGUUGUGAUUAGUUUGUGUUUUUAAUGAAUCAUUGUUCUCUUGUUAUUGAGAGAAAACUAAAGUAUUAUAAUAAUUAGUAUUAUUCUGUUUCUUUAUAUAUUAUCUAGUGUCAAAGUAAUUGUUUUACUAAUCAAUUGAUAUUUUUCUCAUUA